CUCACAGCGCCCAAGCGCCGCAACAACAACAUCAUCAAGCCUUCCCACUCUCCCACUUGCUCCUUCCCCCCUCUUUUUUGUUUGUGUUGUGUUGUGUUGUUGUGGUGGCGGUGUUUGCGCACCCUUGCGUGCCUCCUUCUCCCUCUGUCACUUUUUAUCGCUUUGGCUGUUGUUGAACGCGAAUCGCCCACGUGACACUGCUUCAUCAUGGGAACCUUGGAACGAGCACUGGACAUGGCGACGCAGCCAGACUCGUCCAACACGUCUGUGUAUUCGUUUUGUCAGGCGGUCAUGAGCGAGCCAGACGGGCCGCGCGACGCAGUGUACAUGCUGCUGGACAAGGUGCGCAGCCCGCGGGAGCCCGUUGCUCUUCGCACACUGGAGGUACUUGACAAGGCCGUGUACGAGUGCGGGCCCCCGUUCCAGGCCGUUGUGGGCAAGUUCAAGUUCCUCAAUGAGGUCAUCAAGAUGGUGUCGCCAAAGUACCAUGAGAACAGGACUGAGGCCGUGAUUGCCAUGCUGUGCCGGCUGCUGCAGAAGUGGGCGCUGACCAUCCCUACCCAGCCCAAGAUUAAAGAGGUGUACAAGAUGCUCAAGCAGCAGGGCAUCACCUUUCCCGAGGUGGAUGAAGAGACGAAGCGCCUCGCUGCGGAAAACACGCCCAAGACGCCCGAGCGGUUCUCGGACCGGCCGUCGCCGCUGGAGCAGGAGGACGAGCGCAAGGCCAAGCUGCUCGCACGCCUUCUCAAGAGCACAGACCCAAAUGACCUAACAAAGGCAAACAAGCUCAUCAAGAAGAUGGUGGCCCAGGAUGCCAAGCGACAGGAGCGAAUGGCAAGGACACAGCGUGAACUUCACACCAUGCAAGAGAACGUGCAGCUGUUGUCCGAGAUGCUUGCCAACUUUGAUUCAACACAAGGCAGCGUCGCCCAAGAUGAAGUCAUUCAGGAGCUGCUCACGACGUGCAAGGACAUGCGGCCAAAGCUCAUGAAGAUGGCCGGUGAAGUCUCGGAGAAAGACAACCUCCUUGGGGAGGUGCUGGCGCUGAACGACGACGUCGGGCGGGCGCUUGACCAGUACAACGCCAUGCUCUCCUCCUCCACGCAGGCUGCACCGCCAUCUACGUCGCACCAGCAGCAGCAGCUACAGCUACAGCAACAGCAACCGCAACAGCAGUCCGAUGACCUUGCUGACCUGUUUGGCAACACACCACAGCAACAGCAGCAGCAACAGCAGCAAGCAGCUCAGCCGCCGCAGACGCAACAGCAAGCGGGCAUGCCAUCGCUCUUCCCAGCAACACACGCCUCCCCCAUGUUCGGGUCACCCGCGCCCCAAUUCCAACAACACCAGCCACAGCAGCAGCAACAGCAAGCAUUCAUGUCGGCCCAGACCACGGCCAGCAGUGACAUGUUCCCUGUGCAGUUCCCCGCACAGCCGGCGCCAGCACCACAGCAGCCGCUGUUUGGCAUGCCGCCCGUGUCAGCACCAGCACCAGCAGCCACCACGGCCGCACCACCGCCACCCCAGCAGUCCCACCAGCACACCACCACCACCACCACCAACAGCAGCAGCCAUGCCGAUGACGAUGAUGAUGACAUCUUUGGGCUUGGGUCCCUCGGUCUGUCACCAACCACCACCACGACUGCAACAACGACAGCAGCAGCGCACGAGCCGAGCCUGUCCACGUCCUCUGACGUGGCGCCGCUGGACCUGCUGGGCGACACGAUGUCGCAGCCAUCGCCCCCACCACAGCAGCAACAGCACCAGCAACAGCAAGAGCAGCAAGAGUUGUCUGUACCGCAGGACGACAACACGCCGCCACCGGAUAUUGCGUCGCUCUCCUUUGAUGCACUGCAGGUGCAGCCGCAGGCAGGCGCUCCGCAAAGCAUCUACCAACGCGACAAAUUCACGGUGGAAGUUUGUCGGGUACGGGACACGACGCACUCGUCUGUGCAUGUGAUGCUGGUGACGUUCAACAACCUGGACGCUUCCACUCCCAUCACCAACAUCAACUUCCAGGCGGCCGUGCCCAAGACGCAACAAAUCAAGCUUCAGGCCCCGACGUCCACCACUUGUGAGCCUGCUGGCUUGGAUGGAACACCAGGCAAGGCCCACCAAGUCUUUAUCAUCUCCAACCCACAGAAGACGGCGCUCAAGCUUCGCUUCAAGCUGACCUUCAACGUGGGUGAGCAGGCCAUCUCCGACACGCGGGACGUCGCCUCCCUGCCAUCACAAGCGUGACGGUCGUGACCGCAACCAUCAACCACACGCCAAACCAAUGGCACACCAAGCGACCAGAACACGAAGCAAACAGAACACGAAGCGAAUGGCACUCCAAUGCCAAUGAGCAUCACACAGUCACACACAGACACACACACACACAGACACCCACACCCACACCCACACACACAGACACACACACACACACAGACACACACACACACACACA
Molecule: messenger RNA, 2449 nt
Organism: Salpingoeca rosetta
Lineage: Eukaryota; Choanoflagellata; Craspedida; Salpingoecidae
Product: kinase subdomain-containing protein
Exons: 8
Coding region: 208-2241 (677 amino acids)
Biological process (GO): intracellular protein transport; vesicle-mediated transport
Cellular component (GO): trans-Golgi network
Molecular function (GO): phosphatidylinositol binding; small GTPase binding; ubiquitin binding
Source: RefSeq, a predicted model, not a curated record